Drosophila mojavensis is the source of this 1813-nucleotide messenger RNA. RefSeq names its product basic salivary proline-rich protein 1 (gene Sgs4). The record is from RefSeq and is a predicted model, not a curated record. The coding region runs from base 31 to 1527 and encodes 498 amino acids. The transcript has 3 exons. NCBI's taxonomy places the organism in Eukaryota, Metazoa, Arthropoda, Insecta, Diptera, Drosophilidae.
ACGAGCAAGAGUUACCUUAGCAGUUCUGCAAUGCGUAUCUCCUGGCUAUUGGGCUUGACAGCUCUACUUUUGGUCCUUGGGCCAAGUAGUGGCGAAGAUAAAUGCUGGUGCAUGUCGACAAAAGUGGAGUGUCCCACAACGACACCGACGUGUCCCACAACAACAAGAACAUGUCCCACAACGACACCAACGUGUCCCACAACAACAAGAACGUGUCCCACAACAACAAGAACAUGUCCCACAACGACACCGACGUGUCCCACAACAACAAGAACGUGUCCCACAACGACACCGACGUGUCCCAUAACGACGACAACGUGUCCCACAACGACAACGACGUGUCCCACAACAACAACGACUUGUCCCACAACAACAACGACUUGUCCCACAACAACAACGAAGCGACCCACAACAACAACGACUUGUCCCACUACAACAACGACUUGUCCCACUACAACAAGGAAGCGACCCACAACGACAACGAAGCGACCCACAACAACAACGACUUGUCCCACUACAACAACGACUUGUCCCACAACAACAACGAAGCGACCCACAACGACAACGAAGCGUCCCACAACGACAACGAAGCGUUCCACAACGACAACGAAGCGUUCCACAACGACAACGAAGAAACCUUGCGUUACUACAAGGAAAUCUUGCGUUACAACAAGAAGACCUUGCGUUACAACAAGAAAGCCAUGCGUAACGACUAGGAAGCCCUGCGUUACAACCAAGAAACCUUGCAUUCCACCAGGAAAACCUCCAGGUCCACCAAAGAAGCCUUGUAAUCCACCAAGAAAACCUCCAGGUCCACCAAAGAAGCCUUGUAAUCCACCAAGAAAACCUCCAGGUCCACCAAAGAAGCCUUGUAUUCCACCAAGAAAACCUCCAGGUCCACCAAAGAAGCCUUGUAAUCCACCAAGAAAACCUCCAGGGCCACCAAAGAAGCCUUGUAAUCCACCAAGAAAACCUCCAGGUCCACCAAAGAAGCCUUGUAAUCCACCAAGAAAACCUCCAGGGCCACCAAAGAAGCCUUGUAAUCCACCAAGAAAACCUCCAGGUCCACCAAAGAAGCCUUGUAAUCCACCAAAGAAACCUCCAGGUCCACCAAAGAAGCCUUGUAAUCCACCAAUAAAACCUCCAGGUCCACCAAAGAAGCCUUGUCUUCCACCAGGAAAACCUCCAGGUCCACCAAAGAAGCCUUGUAAUCCACCAAGACAACCUCCAGGUCCACCAAAGAAGCCUUGUAAUCCACCAAAGAAACCUCCAGGUCCACCAAAGAAGCCUUGUAAUCCACCAAAGAAACCUCCAGGUCCACCAAAGAAGCCUUGUAAUCCACCAAAGAAGAAUCCCGUUCCACCAAAGAAGCCUUGUAAUCCACCAAAGAAGAAUCCCGUUCCACCAAAGAAGCCUUGUAAUCCACCAAAGAAGAAUCCCGUUCCACCAAAGAAGCCUUGUAAUCCACCAAAGAAGAAUCCCGUUCCACCGAAAAAGCCUGGCCCGAAGCCCUGUAGACGAAAUUAGACCCAAGAGGAGGACUCUACUAAUUCGGCGACGUCGGAUUCCAAAAAGAAAUGACAAAGACUGUAAAUGUCCCUGCCUGCGACUUUGUUGAACCAUGCGAACUCUCCGGAAAUUGAUGAAGACCCACUGAAAAGAACUUUUGAUUUCAAUCUUUAAUUAAUUAUAGCUUUGUUGCCUUUAUUAUUUUCAUUAUAUUAUAAUCGCACUUAUUAGAAAUUCAUAAUUGCCAGAUAGGCUUUCACACAUACAUACCUAAUUAAAUAUUAAACAAUAAUUGCAAAAAUCA